Messenger RNA from Periconia digitata, 3402 nucleotides. NCBI's taxonomy places the organism in Eukaryota, Fungi, Ascomycota, Dothideomycetes, Pleosporales, Periconiaceae. The record is from the annotation of a GenBank genome assembly.
UUCCCUCUUGUAAAACUCGGGAUAAAAAAGAGUAGAAGGCGAAAAAAAAAAGCAGCAAACAGCAACGGGUACGCACAGCCCAUCUCCACGCAAGACGCAAGCAGCAGGCGACAGCAAAUCCACAUCCAUCAUCCCUCGGCGGUGCCCCUCCUCCCCGCUGGCUGGCUGGCUGGCGCCCGUUUGUUUGUGUCUGCCUCACCUGCUCACCCCACCCCACUCCUCGUCCCCCAGACCGACCGCUACACCACUGCAUCGCGCCGGCUACGAGGCCAGAAUCGACUAAGCAAUCCUUUGUGCACGACACCGACCAUGGAGGACCAGCUAGUGCAGCUGCUGUCGGCGACCCAAACCGCCCAAGAAGCACCCCGCAAGCAGGCCGAAGAGCAACUUCACAGUCUUUACGGCCACCAAGAACUCCCAAUCGCCCUCGUCGAGAUCGCCCGCCAUGCCCAUGUGCCCAUCAAUAUACGGCAGGCUUCGCUGCUUUAUCUCAAGCAGUUGGUACUGGCUGGAUGGGGCGACAGCAUGGACACCUUCAAGGGCCGUCCCCUCGUCUCCGAACAAGACAAGCCCAAAGUCCGCCAGAUGCUCCUGGAAUUGGCCACUACCGACCAGCUCGAUCGCAAACUCAAGGCCGCAGCCAGUCUGGUCGUCAGUAAAAUUGCGAGCUCCGACUACCCUGACCAUUGGCCCGAUCUCCUGAGCAUCUUGCUCAAUCUCAUCCCGAAUGCUACCGAUGGUCAGUUGCACGGUGCCCUGAAGGUACUCGGGGAGCUGGUAGACGACUGCUUCAAUGAGGCACAGUUCUUCAGUGUCGCCAAACAACUCAUCAAAGUCGUCUACAAUGUCGCUGUCAACGACGCUCGCAAACCGACCCUCCGUGCACUGUCCUGCAGUGUGUUUCGCGGUUGCUUCGACAUGCUGGAAAUGGUGAUGGAGGACCAUAAGGCUGAAGUCAAAGGUUUUGCCGACGAGGUGUUGCAGGAAUGGAAUCCCUUCUUCAUCACAAUCAUGAAGACCAAGCUACCCGAUCCACCGUCCGAGGCUGAAGAGAACGAGGAUACUACCAACGCCGAAUUGUACCGAGGACUCGUGGCUCUAAAGCUUCAGGUCGUCAAGAUCCUCAUGCGCAUCCAUUCCAUCUUCCCUGCUGUACUGGCCCCCCAAUAUCCUGUUUUGUUCAGCGCUACGUGGGAGGAGCUGUCAUCGUUGCAGCCUGCCUAUCAUCAAAUGUAUAUCCAAGAGGAGCGUCAAAGUCGAUUGGAGGAUGCUGAUGGUUUACCAUACACUCUCGACUUCUUGGUCCUCGAAGAACUUGACUUCAUGCAAGCAUGUCUUCGCGCCCCAGCGGUCCGAUCCGAACUCGAGCAGCAGCUUCAAAACGCGGCUGCCAAUACUUCCUGGGUGUUUGAGGUCAUGAAGCUCGCGGUCGCCUAUGCACACAUCACUACCGAGGAAGAGGGACUGUGGGAUAUUGAUGUCAACAUAUUCCUCUCGGAAGAAACAAGUGUUACUGCAAAUUACACUCCUCGCACCGCUUGCGGUGAUUUGAUCAUCAAGAUCGGCGAAUGGCUCACCCAGCCUACUCUCGAGGGGUUGCUAGCUUACACGACCUCUUUGUAUUCGAACAAUGAGAGUUGGAAGGCCAAAGAGGCAGCGUUGUACGUUUUGAACCAACUGCUAAGCGACUUCCAGGACACGGAGAAAUUGAUCAGCCCUGAACACGCAACGGGGUUUAUCGACUUUGUACGCUACGCAAUGCAGCAACCCGACAAUUUUCUGAGAGCGCGAGGCUAUUUGGUAGCUGGAAGUCUCACAAGAUCAUCCGGGGACGCAUUACAGCAAUUUUCCCCCUCAUUCCUGGAAGCCUCCCUUCAGGCAAUUCCCAACGAUCAGUCUGACAUUGUGCAAGUAUCAUGCAUUCGCGCACUUCAAUACUACAUUCAGGCGCUCCCUCUAGCCACAGUCCAGCCCCUUCAACCCACCAUUAUCGCUGCCAUUUCCACCUAUCUUCAAUCUCAAGAUCUAGAAGAGCUAGCUGAUAGUGAUGACUUGAUGGCCACUCUGGUUGAAACUCUCCGAGAUGCUAUACUCUUGGACCCUCAGAUAUGUAUCACGGGAGAUGGCCUUGAUGUGCUAUUCACCGUAGCUCGGCAUACAGCAGACAACUUCCAAAUAGUCAUCAUGGUCAACGAGACAUUUGAAGAGGUCACGGAUACGAUAGCGCGCAGGGGCGGCGAUGCCUACGUCCAUCUUUGUGCAAAAGUUCUCCCAACCUUGACGGGGGCUUUUGACGUCGGCAGUCUCACCGAGGCUAGCAAUCUUACGAUUCUUGCGGCUGACCUUCUUGCGGUGCUGGCCGAUCAUGGUCCUGAGCCUCUCCCCGCUGGAUUUGUACAGGCUUCCAUGCCGAAGCUAACUAGUCUUCUGCUCAAUUCCGAAGAUGAAGAGCUUCUUAGGUCGGCUACCAAAGCUCUGAAGAGCAUUGUUGCACACGACCACCAACAGCUCUUUGAAUGGAGGGAUGAAUCUAGCAAAGCGGGACUCGAGGUUGUACUACUCGUCAUUUCUCGUCUGCUCUCUGCUGGAGUGAAUGAUGUUGCUGCAAGCGAAGUUGGCGCACUCGCCGCUGAAUUCGUCGAGAAAGCUGGCCAUGAGAGGUUGGGUCCCUAUCUCGAGAAAUUGCUACGCACAGUAGCAGUAAGGCUCGGGUCGGCGGAACACUACCCAUUCAUUCAGAGCUUGACUUUGGUCUUUGCCAGAUUGAGCUUGAACCAUGCUUCAGAAGUCGUCGAGUUUCUAGCGACACAGAACAUCGAUGGACAGAACGGCUUGCAAGUAGUACUUGCAAAGUGGUUGGAGAAUUCGAUAAAUUUCACUGGGUACGAUGAGAUUAGACAAAAUGUCAUUGCCCUCUCCAAACUCUAUGAUCUUAAGGAUCCUAGACUCGCGGCUGUUCAAGUAAAAGGUGAUUUGAUCCCCAGCAAUGAUAGCCGCAUAAGAACACGUAGCCGUGCCCUUCAAAAUCCAGACCAAUACACAGUCAUACCUGCAACCAUCAAAAUCUUGAAGGUGCUCAUUGUAGAGCUUCAGUCGGCAGCUGGAGCACAUCAAGAGCUUGAUGCUUCAGCGGCCGCUGAGCUUGCGGAAGAAAACCCUGAUGAUGACGAGUGGGAAGAUGAAAUAAAUCCGUUUAUUGAUCUGGGCAGCAAGUUGAGCAAAGAGCAGCUCAUGGCAUAUGCAGCCGACGACGCGCCUGGUGGAGGUCGCCAAAAAGACGACGAGACACAGGCUUUCAUCGUUGACUUUUUCAGAAGAGCACAUGCAACACCUGAAUUUACGGCAGAGUUUGAGGCGCUCACAGACGAAGAGCGAACCCGUUUGAGAGAGAGCGCAGCUUGA